AUGAUAAAUUGUAGGCCCAUUAUGAUUUCUACUCGAUACAAGCAACCGGGAACUCUACAAUCGCUAUCUCUAACUCGUCUUGGAACCUGGAUAGCCCUUCAAGCUGAACUUCAGUUGAAUCCAACAGCGGUACUUGCCCAAACGAAUCCAAAAGAAGCUCAAGCGACUUUAGCGAAUAAAGUUAGCAUAAUUCGUAAUUAUUUGGAAAUUCAUAUCCCGUGGAUGCUUCACGAUGGACUUGCACGCGAAGCUAUUGGUGCAUUGUCUGAUCUAUUAGAAGUCACAAAAAAAUCGCAAGGUUUUAGAAUAUCCAUGUCCAAAUUUGUUGGACAAAUGAAUGUUAUUGUUAAAAUGACGGAGGUGUUGUUUACCAAAUAUUAUACCUAUGUUUCUAUUGAUGCAGUACCAAAAAUGAUGCGCCCAGUGUUUUAUUCCAAGUUAUAUAUGCUAACGGGUCUCGUAUAUUUAAACCUGGGCUCAUUAUCGGGCGGCUGGAAAACGGCUGAAAUGGAAAGCUCAAUAGUUAGGUCGCUAAAAGAGUUACACGUUCUGAAGUUUCUUUUUAUAAAUUAUGAUUGUACAGAUAAAGUUUUGAAGUGUAUCGUGGAACACUGUACAAACCUUAUAAAAUUAGACGUUUCGUGUUCAAAAUGCAUUAGGAACGAAAGUAUAGAGAUAAUAACAAAAUUAAAAAGAUUAAAGAGUAUCCAACUAUACCACACCUUUGUUACUUGGGAAGGUUUUGUUAAUUUGCUGAUACAUUGCAAGAGUUUAGAAGAUAUAGGCAGAUGUGACGAAAUCGGGCGCGUUUUAGAGUUCAUCCAUCUCAAUUGUCCGGAAGCUUUACCACUAAACUUGACAAUAUUUGUCAGCCGUUAUGCUAACAGCAAACAUCUACAACUAGCUGUUGAAGCAUGUCCUAAUAUUCGUAAUAUGACAGUUUUUCAUAACACUUUGCAAAGCGAUUUGCAACAUUUAAACCUGCUCUGUUCCCUAGUGAUGUCCCUAAGUUAA
Messenger RNA from Leptosia nina, 1014 nucleotides. NCBI's taxonomy places the organism in Eukaryota, Metazoa, Arthropoda, Insecta, Lepidoptera, Pieridae. The record is from the annotation of a GenBank genome assembly.